Messenger RNA from Haplochromis burtoni (Burton's mouthbrooder), 1128 nucleotides. RefSeq lists its product as uncharacterized. The transcript is spliced from 2 exons. Lineage: Eukaryota; Metazoa; Chordata; Actinopteri; Cichliformes; Cichlidae. The record is from RefSeq and is a predicted model, not a curated record. The coding region runs from base 58 to 921 and encodes 287 amino acids.
UUCAGCCGACUAGAAGAAUUCAUCCAGCCAAAAACGGUGUGCACAUACGAACCCAACAUGUCCAACAUCAUUGAUCUCCGAAUUUCUGUGAAUAAGGCUGAGGAAGAAAUGUUCAUUGCAGAUGGUUUCCGUUCAGUUCCUGGUAAUCUGAACAAAGGAAAUGGAGGAAAUGCAAUCUGUCUUUGGUACAAAAGAGGCAAAGGUCGUGGAAUCACCAGGAUUGAGUUUUCAUUUAAUAAUAAAAUGAGUGAGAACCUCAACUCUGCAGGAUACAAGAAGAUUGAGAAAAACCUUAAUACUGGAGCCGGUGGAGAAGAAACCUACCUCUGGUACUACAAACAAGAUGAAAGUAGUAGCACAUCACACUAUGAUCGCAUCAUGGCCCUUCAUGUCACUACACAAGCAGAUGAUGAACCUGAGCUGUAUAGAUUGGGCUGGGAAAGGGUGGGCUAUGACCUGAACCAGAAGUCUGAGGAACCAUCGGUUCACCUGUGGGUAAGAAGAAGCAAAGCAACAUACAUCUAUGACAUCAAAGUGUGUGUUAACUUUGAUGAAGACUUGGAAAACCUCAAGAGUGGUUAUAUCAGGGUGGCUGAAACCACAAACAGAAGUUCAAGUGAGGAAAAAGCCUUCAUCUGGUAUCGUGAGACUGACGACCCUAACAUUGCCAUCACAGGUCUGCUAGUCUCCAGUGAUGACUGCAUACAAUCCUAUAAAAAACUGGAUCGUGAGCUCAGCACCGACAUCGCUGGAAAGAAGACAUUCCUGUGGUACACAUCAAGUGAUGAGUUCAGUCCCAUCCGAGGUGUUACUGUGCUCACCAAAGACUCUGCUGUGAAAGCCAAUAAGGAUGCUGGGAACCAUGUUGUUCCAAUAGACCCCAACUCCAGUUCUCCCGUGUACCUGUGGUUUUGUCGCUGAGAGCCAUCAUAGCGACAGAGCUCAGCACACUAAACGAGCAGAAAUUAAAGAAUUAAUUGCUUCUUGUUUAAUCAAUUUGGUGAUGGGUUCCCUUUCCUUUCUGAAAUUCUAUUAAAUAACCUUGAUCUCAGAUGGUUAAUUCCACCAAUAACCAUUCGUCCUGCAACCAACAAAAUAAUGAAUGUGUAUCAAUUUACUUUCAUUUUU